CGCCGCUUCCCGCGGCCCGGGCCUCCGCCGCCAGCAUGCCGCACGCCUUCAAGCCCGGGGACUUGGUGUUCGCCAAGAUGAAGGGCUACCCGCACUGGCCGGCCCGGAUUGAUGACAUCGCUGAUGGUGCCGUGAAGCCCCCACCCAACAAGUACCCCAUCUUCUUCUUUGGCACACACGAAACAGCCUUCCUGGGACCCAAGGACCUCUUUCCCUACGACAAAUGUAAAGAUAAAUACGGGAAACCCAACAAGAGAAAAGGCUUCAAUGAAGGACUGUGGGAGAUCCAGAACAAUCCCCAUGCCAGCUAUAGUGCUCCGCUGCCAGUGAGUUCCUCGGACAGUGAGGCCCCCGAAGCUGAGCCGGCAGGUGGCAGUGAAGAUGAUGAGGACCGGGGGGUUAUGGCUGUCACAGCUGUGACUGCCGCAGCCGCCAGUGACAGGAUGGAGAGCGACUCAGACUCCGACAAGAGUAGUGACAACAGUGGCCUGAAGCGGAAGGCAUCAGCCUUGAAGAUGUCAGUCUCAAAACGAGUUCGAAAGGCCCCCAGUGAUCUGGAUCCGGCCAGCGUGUCCCCCUCCGAGGAGGAGAAUUCGGAAAGUUCAUCUGAGUCUGAGAAGACCAGUGACCAGGACUUUACCCCAGAGAAGAAAGCUGUGGUCCGGACGCCCAGGCGGGGCCCCCUUGCGGGACGGAAGAAAAAGAAGGCACCAUCAGCCUCCGACUCAGACUCCAAAGCAGAAUCAGACGGGGUCAAGGGGGAGCCAGUGGCUGUGGCCAGGUCAGCGUCCUCGUCCUCUUCGUCCUCCUCGUCCUCCUCCGACUCUGACACGGAUGUGUCUGUAAAGAAGCCUCUGCGGGGCCGGAAGCCAGCUGAGAAGCCACCCCCAAAACCACGUGGGCGGAAACCGAAGCCUGAACGGCCCCCGAGCACCUCGAGCAGUGACAGUGACAGCGAUGAGGUGGACCGCAUCAGCGAGUGGAAGCGGCGGGACGAGGAGCGGAGGCGGGAGCUGGAGGCGCGGCGGCGCCGGGAGCAGGAGGAGGAGCUGCGGCGGCUGCGGGAGCAGGAGAAGGAGGAGAAGGAGCGGAGGCGGGAGCGGGCCGAGCGUGGGGAUGCCCCGCAUGGGGGCAGUGGCGCCAGCAGUGGCGAUGAGCUCAGGGACGAUGAGGAGCCUGUCAAGAAGCGAGGCCGGAAGGGCCGGGGCCGGGGUCCCCAGUCCACUUCUGAUUCAGAACCGGAGGCCGAGCUGGAGAGAGAGGCGAAGAAAUCAGCUAAGAAGUUGCAAUCACAAAGCACAGAGACCGUGAGGAGACCCAGCCAGAAGGAGAAGAGGGGACGUCCUGAGGAGAAACCCCGAGCCAGGCAGGUAAAGGUGGAACGUACCCGGAAACGGUCCGAAGGGUUCCAGCCAGACAGGAAGAUGGACAAGAAGAAAGAACCCUCCGUGGAGGAAAAGCUCCAGAAGUUACACAGUGAAAUCAAGUUUGCCCUGAAGGUUGACAAUCCGGAUGUGAAAAGAUGUCUGAAUGCACUAGAAGAGCUAGGGACCCUGCAGGUGACCUCACAGAUCCUCCAGAAGAACACAGAUGUGGUGGCUACUUUGAAAAAGAUUCGCCGCUACAAGGCCAACAAGGAGGUGAUGGAGAAGGCUGCGGAAGUCUACACCCGACUCAAGUCAAGGGUCCUGGGACCAAAGAUUGAGGCUGUCCAGAAGGCAAACAGAGCUGGUGUGGAGAAGGAGAAGGCUGAGGCGGGGAAAACUGAGGAGACGCUGGCUGGAGAGGAGGCCCCCGUGGAGAAAGCAGGGGAUGAGGCGAACGCUGAUCUCUCAGCCCCCGUGAAUGGCGAGGCCACCUCCCAGAAGGGGGAGGAGCCGGAGGACAAGGAACAGGAGGAAGGGCAGACCUCAGAGGAGGGGCCUCGGUGUGGCUCCUCUGAAGACCUGUUACACAACGACAGCGUAAGGGAGGACCCUGACCUGGAUGGGCUGGGGAGCGACCGGCAGGAGCGAGAGAGGGCACGCAUGGACUCGGAGUCGCUGGACGAUGAGGACAGCUGAACGCUGGCAACCAGGCCCCGCCUGCCACAGACCUUGUAGGCUGCCUGUCUCCUCCCCUCCGCCCAGGGAUCAGAGGACUGUUGGAGACGCCAUGCUGUUUGUUUGUAUUUGUCCCCCUGGGUUUUUUUCUGCCUAAUUUCUGUGAUUUCCAACCCACAUGAAAUGACUAUAAAGGGUUUUUUUUAUGAAAAAAAAAUCACUUUUAUUGGCUUGGUUUUCUAGCAUUAGUGGUGCAGCCAGGCCGGAGCUGGGAACUGUUGCAACUGUCAGGGGCUCUUUCUGGGACAAAGGGUUUUAAAUCGUAGGGUCACCAUUAAUAGUAAAUGUGAACUUAAUUCUUAACGGUGCUCCCAGCCCAGCUGGCCCAGCCCUAGGCCUGCAGUGCAGGAGGGUGGGGUGGGGAGUAAGACUUUUCCAAAAGUGAAGAGAAAUAAAAACCUCUGAACAUUGCAGCUCACACAGAGGCUGUGGUUUGACUCUUCCUAUGUUUGGUGGCCCAGCGCCCAGGCAGGAAGACCAGAGGUCCGGAGGGCAGGGGUGGCUGAGGCUCCAGUGGUCACUGAGGCAGGGCCGGGACAGUGGAGACCAUGCCUUUCCCAGAAGCCUCUGCCUUGCUCCACUGACAUGACUUUCCUGUUGCCAUCUGGACUCCUAGGCAAGACCCAUGGUCCUUAGUAGCCCUAGCCUGACCCAGCCGGGGUGCUGCAGGCUGUCCAUUGUCCCCAGUGUUGGAGCUGUGAUUGCGAGCAACAGGGACAGGCCUAGCUGUGUGGCCCGGGGCAAGUGGCACUCCCACUCUGGGCCUCUCUCUCUCCUGCAUGGGGUUCGACCCCAGGCCUCACGGGGCUGGCAUGUGGCUUUAGAAGGGGACAUGUGAGUCAGACACCUUGCUUGUUACAACAGUGGCCCUUACUCCCCUGCCUUCCCUGGCCAGAUUCCUCCAUCCCCACUGAAACAGAGGGACUUCUGAGACUUCUGAGCCCAGGCACCCCCAUUUGGUGCAGCUAUCUUUGAGGUCAAAUCACUGUGCCUGGUUGCUGGGAAUGGCUGUCACAUAAUGGGAGAUGAGGAAAGCGAGGCCUGGGGGGUUGCCGGACGUGGCCCCCAUGUCACCAGCAGCCCAGCUCUCCCAGUGCAGAGUCCCUCAUGACUGUUGGUACCUGUGGUGUCUCUGGGGGAGAGCUGGCCUUCAUCCUAGAGCUCGAAUGCUGGAGCCUGGUGGGGCACUUCAAGUCCCCCUGAUGGGAAAUGGUAUGACUCGUCUCUGGGAAGUGGGAGCUUGCCGUGGCUCUGCUGCUGGCAUUCUGAUGGGCAGCUAGUCCCCAUUCAAGGAUGGGGAGGCCUGGCGAGGGUGUGUGUGAGCAUUCUGAGUCUUCACAUUUCUGGGGGCCUGAGGCAGCAGGAGGGGGCCCGGACUUCUGGCCUAGCUUCCCCAUGCGCUGCCUGCGUGGCAAGACCGCCCUGAGGAGCCAGGGAAAGCACACAGGCAGGAAGGUGCCCCAUGGAGUUGCUGGCUACAACCCAGCCCCCAUCUCCAGCCUCGAGCACUAACCACGACCCAGGAGCCGUGGUGGUCACACCCACCUAGGGCCUAUUUCAUGGGUAGCCCAAGCGCCCAAGGGGCCAUGGGAUGUCAGGUCUGGAAGCAUCUUAGCUGAUCUCGCCAGGUGAAGGACAGGGUGGAGCAGACAGAGACAGGAAGGGGCUUGUGGGGUAAACCUGCCCCCUGCCCAUCUUCAGUCCUCAUGUGCCAGGCCAGCCAAAGCCCAGGUUGUCAACAGCCACAGCCACUGCACAGUGCUGCUGGUGACUACCUCAAAAAUCUUGGCAUCGCGCAGGCACAUCUCGAGAGUGUGGGUUCCUGACCACCACAUGCAGUUAUCAUCGCCAUAACGUGAGUGAUACGAAUACUUGGGUUUCCCAGUACAUGUAAAAGUCAGUUAUACUAAACUGUAGUCUACUAAGCGUGUAAUAGCUUAUUUCUAUAAAUAACAGUGCACACACCUUAAUUACGUGUGACUCAGAGAUGGGAAGGGAGCACAUGCCGAGAGAAAUGGCGCUGGUAGACUUGUUAGAUGCAGGUUGACACAAACCUCCAAUUUGUAAUAACAAUAUCCGCAAAGUGCAAUAAAGCCAGGUGUGCCUGUAGGGCCUUCUGCACAAGGCUGUGGCACUAAGACUCCAUGGUUGCUGUGGGCCAGGAAUACUCUGUCAGAGCCAGGGCCGUGCCCUGGAGCCCAGGGUGGAGGAGUAGGACCACCUGUUGCCUGCUAGCAAAGGACCCAG
Molecule: messenger RNA, 4349 nt
Organism: Talpa occidentalis (Iberian mole)
Lineage: Eukaryota; Metazoa; Chordata; Mammalia; Eulipotyphla; Talpidae
Gene: HDGFL2
Product: HDGF like 2
Exons: 16
Coding region: 36-2063 (675 amino acids)
Biological process (GO): regulation of transcription by RNA polymerase II
Cellular component (GO): nucleus
Molecular function (GO): double-stranded DNA binding; transcription coregulator activity
Source: RefSeq, a predicted model, not a curated record